Molecule: messenger RNA, 2364 nt
Organism: Caenorhabditis briggsae
Lineage: Eukaryota; Metazoa; Nematoda; Chromadorea; Rhabditida; Rhabditidae
Gene: Cbr-deg-1
Product: Protein CBR-DEG-1
Exons: 16
Coding region: 1-2364 (787 amino acids)
Biological process (GO): sodium ion transmembrane transport
Cellular component (GO): membrane
Molecular function (GO): ligand-gated sodium channel activity
Source: RefSeq, a predicted model, not a curated record
AUGUCAAGUCAACACAGUAAAACGAAAAAGACGCCGGGACGCGAAGAUUACAUUUAUAGUCAUGACAUCCCGAAAAACGAAAAAAAUGGUGGCGAGAAGUUCCACGGCUCUCCCACCAAAUCCAACAAUUUCAAUCAAAGCAAAGACGAUGAAACCAUGAAGGCGAAAAUGAUGGAUUUCUGCGACAAAACGACGGCUCACGGAGCAAAACGGGUGUUAAUAGCGAGAAACAGUUUUUCGAAACUUAUGUGGGGCUUGAUCAUUUUCUCAUUCUUACUCAUGUUUGCAUAUCAAGCCAGCAAACUGAUUCUCAAAUUCAAUGCUCAUGAGAAAAUCACGGAUAUUUCGCUGAAAUUCGAUGAUGUGGAGUUUCCAGCCAUCACAUUUUGCAAUCUUAAUCCUUACAAGAAAAGUCUUGUUAUGAUGGUUCCUUCAAUCAGAGACACGAUGGAUGUGUACGAUAACGCAAAAACGCAUAGCAAAACAGAAGGAGACAAGAAAAAACCGAAAAUUUCACGUAAACAACACUCCGAUGCAAGUCAGCAGAUGGUCCGCAAGCUGUUUGCCGAAGAAAUCGAAGAAGGGAUGGCGGAGUUGAAAAAGUCAAAUUUGACACUUCAGAUGUCAAAUCAGGCAGCGAGAAAUUUGACUGCAAGACGGAGAUCCCAGCGAUCGGUGAGGAAAUUUCAGAAAAAAGUGGAGAAUAGAAGAUACGAGGCAAUUGAAGCACAUUGUAAAUGUGUCGGAAACAUUGGAAUGGAAUGUAUCCGUUUUGAAUCACCACCAAGAGAUCCGGGAUCCAAGUGUAUCUGUACCUACGAUAGAGAUAUGGAAGUGGCCUGGCCUUGUUUUAACAUCAGUGUAUGGUACGACCACGAAUGCCCUCUCUGUCACGAUGACGGUUACUGUGAGCUAUCUCUUCCGAACGGAGUCACGUCUUCUGACAAAUGGCCUUGCAUGUGCAGAAACCGCGGUGAUACUACGAGUCGGGACGACACUCCUUACUGUAUCGGAAAAGCUGGUACAGGAAAAAUAGAAAUUAGGAAGCUCUGGCUGGAAAACAAUAUGACUACUACCACAACUACAACUACAACAACACCUCCACCGACUACCACUACAACCACAACGACUACGACCCCGCCUCCUACAACUGAGCCACGACCGAAUCAACGAGCAAUUGUCAGCAACCCAGAAACCAUCAAGGCUAUGGGUUUUCAGGGAAUGACUGAUGGAGUUGCUAUGCUGACCAGAGCAAAAGAAAAUUUAAUGUUCACCAUGGCUGCGUUGUCAGAUAAACAACGAAUUGCAUUGAGUCAGUCUAAACACGAAUUCAUUGAAAUGUGCUCCUUUAACGGAAAAGAAUGCGAUAUUGAUGAAGAUUUCCGCCUUCAUGUUGAUCCAGAAUUCGGAAACUGUUUCACUUUCAACUACGAUGUUGACAAUAACUACACUAGUAGCCGUGCAGGUCCAAUGUACGGUAUCCGUGUUCUCCUUUUCGUGAACACCUCUGACUACAUGUCGACUUCUGAGUCAUCUGGAGUUCGUCUUGCCAUUCAUCCACCAACUGAGUAUCCGUUCCCGGAUACGUUUGGUUAUUCUGCGCCAGUUGGUUUUGCGAGCAGUUUUGGAAUCAAAAAGAAGGUCAUGCAAAGAUUACCAGCACCAUAUGGGGAAUGUGUUGAGACUAAAAAAGUGACAGAUGGGAACUACAUUUACAGUGGGUAUGAUUAUCAUCCAGAGGGUUGUCACAGAAGUUGUUUCCAAAAUGGAUUAAUUGAUGAUUGCUCAUGUGGUGAUCCAAGAUUCCCGGUUCCAGAAGGAUAUAAACAUUGCUCGGCUUUCAAUGCAACUGCCCGUGCCUGUUUGGAGAGAAACAUCGGAUCAGUCGGAGAUUUCCAUCAUAUCACCGAGAAAAUGGACAAAUGUGUUUGCAAACAAUCAUGUGAAGAAAUCAUCCACGAAGUUACAUUUUCCUGCUCCAAAUGGCCAUCAGGUGCUACUGAUCUUGGCGAUUGCGAGGGAAUGACUGAAAACGAAUGUGAACAGUACUACAGAUUGAAUGCGGCCAUGAUUGAGGUAUUCUACGAACAACUGAACUACGAAUUGUUGCAAGAAUCGGAAGCCUACGGUUUGGUCAAUCUUAUUGCCGAUUUUGGAGGGCAUUUGGGUCUUUGGCUAGGAUUCUCUGUUAUCACCGUCAUGGAAGUAUGCGUCUUGUUGGUGGAUAUGAUAUCGUUGUUCUUCAAAAGCCGACAUGAAGAAAAAUUGCUGAGAGAAAGCACGAGAAGAAAAGAUAUUCCAGAAGACAAGCGGCAGAUAACAAUUGGAACUGCGAAAAAAAAUGAUGCCCUUGUAUCCAUAUAA